GGCUGCUUACUUUUACAUGUAAAAUUUUGUCCUCCAGUCGUCCCCAUUUUUUUACUUCAUUUUCAAAGCGGCCAUGUCUUUCAGAGGAGCAAAUGCAUCAUCUGGCAUGGGAGUGGCUGAAAACAGCAAAAACACGUACCUGGAGCUGCAGAGGAAGAAGGUGUUCCGAUAUGUGAUCUUUAAGAUUGAUGAGAAGAAAAAGGAGGUUGUUGUUGAAAAGACUGGAGAUCCAUCCGAGAGCUACAAUGAUUUCACUGCCUCAUUGCCCGAGGCUGAUUGCCGCUAUGCAGUUUAUGACUUUGAUUUUGUGACUUCUGAGAACUGCCAGAAGAGCAAGAUCUUUUUUAUUGCAUGGUCUCCUUCUGUUUCAAGGAUCCGUUCCAAGAUGCUCUACUCAACAUCCAAGGACCGGUUCAGAAGGGAAUUGCAAGGCAUUCAUUAUGAAAUCCAGGCAACCGACCCAACCGAGAUGGAUCUCGAGGUGAUCAGGGAGCGUGCACGUUAGGUGUUGAAUCCCGUCAUUGCUAUCUACCAUAUGUUUUUGUUGUUAAAAUAACACCUAAGAAGGCUGAUUUCGAGCUCCGGUGUUUGGAACUUGGACUCCUCAUUGCCAUUAUGCUUCUCAGGUGAAAAUGAGGUGUUGUAAUGAAUAUUUUGACUCUUAAUGAAAUUUAAUUUCAAUCA
Hibiscus syriacus is the source of this 684-nucleotide messenger RNA. Its product is annotated as actin-depolymerizing factor-like. Gene Ontology annotation, biological process: actin filament depolymerization. Gene Ontology annotation, molecular function: actin filament binding. Gene Ontology annotation, cellular component: cytoplasm; actin cytoskeleton. The record is from RefSeq and is a predicted model, not a curated record. The transcript has 4 exons. Lineage: Eukaryota; Viridiplantae; Streptophyta; Magnoliopsida; Malvales; Malvaceae. The coding region runs from base 74 to 505 and encodes 143 amino acids.